This is a messenger RNA of Saprolegnia parasitica CBS 223.65, 963 nucleotides long. RefSeq lists its product as hypothetical. Lineage: Eukaryota; Oomycota; Saprolegniomycetes; Saprolegniales; Saprolegniaceae. The transcript has 4 exons. Gene Ontology annotation, cellular component: cytoplasm; SUMO activating enzyme complex. The record is from RefSeq and is a predicted model, not a curated record. Gene Ontology annotation, biological process: protein sumoylation. Bases 1 to 963 code for a protein of 320 amino acids. Gene Ontology annotation, molecular function: SUMO activating enzyme activity.
AUGGAACCUGAGGUCGAGUUCACGGCGCAGGAAGCAGCUGUCUAUGACCGGCAGAUGCGCCUCUGGGGCGUCGAGGCCCAGCGCCGGCUGCAGAACUCGCAUGUGCUCAUCAGCGGCCUCACGCAGCUCGGUGCGGAGCUCGCCAAGAACCUCGUGCUCUCGGGCAUGAACGUCACGCUCCAUGACACCAACGUCGUGACCCAAGACCACGUCGAGUCGCAGUUUCUGCUUCGCGCCGAGCAUGUGGGCCAGAACCUCGCCGACGCCUGCCUCGCUAGCGUGCGCGACUUGAACCCGCUCGUCAAGGUCGAAGCGCUCACAAAGCCGUUGGCCGAGUAUCCGUCCGACUUCUUCAGCACGUUUAGUGUCGUCUGCGUCAUGUCGGCUCCGCGCAAGCUCCAGGUGCACUUGGACGCGAUCUGCCGCGAAAAGAACAUUGCGUUCUACGCGGGGCAUGCGUUUGGGCUCUCGGGCAUCUUCUUCGCAGACCUCAACACGCACACGUAUCGGCGCAACGUGCCUGCAGGCGUCGAGAACGCCGAGGCGCCGCCGGCAAUCACACUUGAGUUUCCGUCGCUCGCGACCUCGAUCGGUGUGCGAUGGGCCGACUUGAAGCCGACGCGGAAGCGAGGCCCGGGCAUUCCCGAGCCGUACGUCGCCUACCAACUGCUCCUCGACUACUGCGACGCCCACGGUGCAUUCCCGUCCCCGGCCGUCGCCGCCGCGUUCACUGCCUUCGCCCACGACCAGCUCGUCCAGCAAGGCCUUGCGCGCGACUUCUUCUCGUCCGAGGUGCUCGCGACGCUGGCCAAGGUGGCCCACGCCGACGUUGUGCCCGUGUGUGCUAUCACGGCUGGCAUCCUCGGCCAAGAGAUCAUCAAAGCCAUUUCGCUCAAGGACGAGCCGCUCUGCAACUACUUUUACUUUGACGGGUCUGCCGGCACGGUGCGCCGCAUUGGGUAA